CUUUUGUAGACACAUUGCGCCGAAAUAUACAUUCCAGUUGACUUUCAAAAUCAAUUCUCCUCAGAAUGUUGAGCACAUCACACACCGCUCGUUUAUUCCUGUGUACAUAUUUGCCAGUACACUUUACAAGUGCCUUGUAGGUUGGAGAUAACUUCAUAAUGUACUUUGUUGUUGCAAGAAUCUACAUGGCUUUCAUCAAUCCCCAUGAACGAAUAACAAUGCCAAGAGAACUCGUGGAUAAUUCCAAUGAUCUAAUCCUCUUCAACUUCACAGAUUCUGAGACGACCUCACUGGAUCGAUGGGUUGAAGUAUCAGAUACAGUUCGAGAAGCUGGACGAUCGAAAGCUGCCUUAGUAUCACAUGUUGCAUAUAAUUAUCAGUCGGCAAUAUUCUUCUACUUACUCAAUCCACUACCGGAUGGAGCUUGUUUUGCCGGUGUAGAUAUAGACUUGAAUUUCCUCAAUCUGUCAGCAUAUCAAGGCAUUUCAAUUGAUUUACACAGACAGGGUGUCAAUUCUGGAUUUAAACUGUUAUUCUACACUGACUGCGCUGACUAUUCCAACUGUUCCUCAUAUGAAUCAUUUUUCCAGACUUCAGGUGAUCGACAAUACAUCCAGCUACCAUUCCAUACAUUCGAAGCAUAUUUCCGUGGAAAACACCAACCGAAUGCACCACCUCUGGAUAGGAGUCGAUUGACACGUUUCGGCAUACAAGUGUAUGGUGGUGUCUAUGAGAAGCGAAGACAAUCUGGUCCUGGUUCUCUCGAGUUGUUUACAAUUGCAGCGUACAAAUGAGAAACUGGAAAUGACUCAUGUUCCAGUGGAUGAGAUAUCUGAGUGUUUUUUUGUUGUUGUAGUGUCGUAGUUAGUAAUUGUCUCUUCUAUAUGAUUCACAUAGAGAAUAGUGUUUAACUUCCCUCGCACAAUUUAAUAAACCCAUCGUUUCAUCG
Messenger RNA from Heterobilharzia americana, 949 nucleotides. NCBI's taxonomy places the organism in Eukaryota, Metazoa, Platyhelminthes, Trematoda, Strigeidida, Schistosomatidae. The record is from the annotation of a GenBank genome assembly.